UCUAUUGUUGGGCGUGAGCAGGAAGACAAGAUCUUAUUGGACCACGUGGCAAAGCAUGGCACACACAAUUGGUUACAUGUCAAAUCCAUGGGUCUGCUGCCCACACGAAAUCACAAGGCGUGCUGCAACCGCUAUAUUCUGCUAAAGAGGAAGCUGUCCAACGUACGUCAGCUCACACGAGACAUGGACGAGGCUGCAAAGGCGAUGAUACCUGCUGUGCCAAAAAUGCCUGCUGUGCCAACAAUGCCUGCUGUGCCAACAAUACCUGCUGGGCCAACAAUACCUGCUGGGCCAACAAUACCUGCUGGGCCAACAAUACCUGCUGGGCCAACAAUACCUGCCGGGCCAACAAUGCAUGUGCCCACCUUGCCUACCGUGCCAACGGAGACUGCUGAUGAUGGCUUGACACGAGACACGGUGGUGGCUGCGAAUGCUGGGAUGGGGACAGCGACGAAAAUGCAGCAAGCUCUAGAAGAACGAGAUGGGUGUUUUCUCAGCACCUCAUGCUGCCAUCAGCAGGACUCAAACUGUCAUCAGCACCAUACAUCGUGUCCUCAGCUACAGCACAUAUCAAGUCAGCAGCUCACGUCAAACCAUCAACAAUGUGACAGGGAUUUAAACGUGGGUGAGAGAAGCUUCAUGAUGUCGGCGGUGCAGAACUCAACCAUGGCCCCAGACAGAGAGGGCUUGUGCAAGGGAGCUUCUAGUGAUUCAUGUGCAUCUGCUACACUUGAUCUUCAGAUUCGAACAGAAGUGACAGCAAUGAGCCAAGCCAAUGUGGAGGAUGAAGCAGCAGACGCAGCCAGUGAUGAGAUGAUGGUUGAAAUCUCAAGCGCAGCAGCCAUGUCCUCACACUCGCACUGCGGCUCAUCAGCCUCGCAACUGUUCACAGCACCUCUUCUUUCCCCACUCUAUCCUACUUUUCCUCUUAGUCUCCCUCGUGUUCGUCCCCCUACUCCCCUUCUUCCUCCUACUCUCCCUCCUACUCCUACUACCCCCAUUCCUACUCUCCCACCUCCGCUCCCUCUGCCGCGUGGAGAGAUGGAUCACGGAACCUCAUUUCUUGUCGAAGCACCUACCCAGGAAUUGAAGGGCGUUGAAACCUCAUGCUUGGUCGAUUCCCCAAUGCAGAUGUCUGAAGCCUUUCUGUUGGGUGACCUGCGUCAGCAGAUGCAUCGCAUACCUCAGCAGGAAAGUUCUUCACAAGCCAGCUGCACUUUGCCAUCUGAAGCGGAUCAGAGGCCAUGUGCCCACCACACAACACAGUGUGCAGUUUCUGCUGACACCAGCCAUAGACAUCAGCACCUACCCAUUGGGGAGGCUGCUGCUCAUAUGGCUCCUCCUCCAUCUGCUGAUGCGCCUCCUCCUCCAUCCGCUUAUGCACCUCCUCCACCCUCUGCUGAUGUUGCUCGUUUUCCUACUGCUCCUUCCCCCACUGCUCCUCCCCCCUCUGCUGCUUUCCCAUCUGCUCCGACCCCCUCUACUGCUUCCCCCUCUGCGGCAUCCCCCACAGCUCCUCUUUCAGCCGAUGCAGUUCUUCUCGCAUUUGCUGCUUCGCUCUCUACUGGUGCUCUCUCUCUUGGUCUACCUGGCCAGCGCUGUGCCGCCGUGGCUCCGAGAGUUAGCUCUGAUUGGCCCGCUGCUGCUGAUGCGAUUGCAUCGCUCCUCGUUCAGGCAGAGCUGAAGAGAAUCAAAGAUGCCCUACUGAAUCUAGCUCCGAUACCUCCAACAUUUGUUCAGGUUGCCGCGGCGGUUCAGGCUGCCCCAGCGGUUCAGGUUGCCCCAGCGGUUCAGGUUGCCCCAACGCUCUCGCGCCCCAACCCAGCCAACAUGAUGCACUCUUCCGCCCCUCUUUCAGCUCCUCUUUCCACCCCUCUCUCCACCUCACAACCAGCAUUGCUACCCAUUCCCCUGUUUCGUAUUCCACAACUGCCAUCACCACCUGCUGCUGCUGCUCCUGCUGUUCCUCCUCCUGCUCCUGCUGCUGCUACCUCUGCCACUACUGGUUCCCUGCUGCCUGGACCAUCUGUCUCUGCUGCUGUUACUCCGGCAGAGAUGCGGCUGAAGCCAGACGAGCUGUUUGAAGCAUGGUGCAAUGGGUCGUACUCCAGGGUGCUCCACAACUUCUGACCAAAACACUGGAGCUCCGCCCUACUCCAGAGCUCCACAGGUCAACAGCUCCACAGCUUCUGAAGCUCCGCUCCAAAAUUUUGAACCACGGGUGAACCCCUGCCCCGCCAUUUAUGAACAGCUAGUUGUGUCAGAUUCAGCUCGUCUCGGGCUCGUGUGGUUUUGCGCUGUGAAAGUGCUGCAUCACAUCAUAUGGUCCAUGCAGCUCUUUUUGGGUGAGAUUUUUCCUGGCAUGAGCAAGCAGACUCUUGAAUCGACUCAUAAGUUGCUUCUCUUGGUUUUUCACCGUGAAAGUGCUGCUGUCUCACAUCACAAGGUCCGUGCAGCUCUGUUCCGUUAAGUUUGUUCCUCGAGGGACGAGCAAGUUUUGGGGGAAAUUGCAUGUACUCCUUGCUGUGUAAGGCAUGUUUUGCUGCUACUUUAAUCACAA
This is a messenger RNA of Closterium sp. NIES-67, 2560 nucleotides long. NCBI's taxonomy places the organism in Eukaryota, Viridiplantae, Streptophyta, Zygnematophyceae, Desmidiales, Closteriaceae. The record is from the annotation of a GenBank genome assembly.